GCCCCUGGGGCUCACCUGCUUAAGGAAACAGGAACAGCCUGGGGGCAGCAGCCCCACCCCGCUGACGUGCGGACCCUGAAUCGAAACCAAGGCUCCUGCAGGCUCUGAGAACAGCAGUGAGAGAGCCUCGGCAGCGCAGGGGUCUCCCAGGUAACCGGUCCCCAGGAAGCCAUGACAGAAGCGGGAAGGCUGCCCCCACCAUUGCCCCCACGACUGGACUGGUUUGUGCAGACGCAGGUGGCUCAGCUUGCCCAAGAAGGGGUCCCUGCAUGGUUCCACGGUGCCAUCUCGAGAGAGGAUGCCAAGAAUUUGCUGCAGUUACGGCCACCGGGAUCCUUUCUCAUUAGAGUGAGUCACAGCCACGUGGGCUACACACUGUCCUACAAGGCGCAAAGCUGCUGCCGCCACUUCAUGGUGAAGCUUUUGGAUGAUGGGAGCUUCGUGAUCCCGGGGGAGGAGAAGGCCCAUGCCUCGCUGGACGCCCUGGUCACCUUCCACCAGCAGCAGCCUGUGCGGCCACACGGGGACCUGCUGACUCAGCCCUGUGGGCAGAAGGAUCCAGCGAACUCAGAUUAUGAGGAUCUCUUCCUUUACUCCAGUGCAUUGACUGAGGAAGUCGCCAGCCCCGCCUACAUCCCCAAGGAACAUCAGAAUCCUUCCUACUAUCCCAGGGCGGCCCCCCAGGAGACCUCAGCGAGCCCGAAGGGAAGGAAGCCACAAGGAGAGAUGGACAGAGCUUCCACGGAGGAAGCCACUUCCUCCUGGCCCCCAAAAGCUCCUCUUGAGAAGGCCUGCCGGAAACUCUGGAGGAACCUCAAGGCACUCCCCCAGACGGGCAAGAGGGUCCAGCAGCAGCUGACAUCCCACCUGACAUCUACAAACUUGUCAUCGCUCUGGAAUGCUGGGCCACCAGUAGUGACACACGGCCCGGGGGCCAGGCCAGGUGACACACACUGGGAAGAUAAUGUCGACACAGGCCGCUCUGUGGCCACGUCCCUUGCAAGCCCCUCGCAGCCCCAGGAUCUGAGAGACAGAACUGACCCCUCCAGGAGGGUCUCAAGAUUGGCCAGCUGGAGCGAGGCGACCCCUAGGGUCAAGGAUUGGCCCCAGGCGGUAGUGAGGGCCCUAUCCUCAAAAGUGUCCAAACCAGAGACAAAGGAUUUGGCAGAACCCCAGAAGGACUGGCUCCCCGAGGAGUACCGCCCGCCGCCACCCUUUGCCCCUGGGUACUGCUAGAGAAGAGCUUUGCCCUGGCUCUGGGGGCUCUCACACUGGACACCUCGUGGUCUACCCACUGGACCUCAGGAACCUGAGGAACGUAAUAAAAGACAUUGCUUGGGUCUGGUCCUGCA
Ailuropoda melanoleuca (giant panda) is the source of this 1352-nucleotide messenger RNA. RefSeq names its product hematopoietic SH2 domain containing (gene HSH2D). NCBI's taxonomy places the organism in Eukaryota, Metazoa, Chordata, Mammalia, Carnivora, Ursidae. The record is from RefSeq and is a predicted model, not a curated record. Gene Ontology annotation, cellular component: cytoplasm. The transcript has 6 exons. The coding region runs from base 172 to 1236 and encodes 354 amino acids.